Neopsephotus bourkii (Bourke's parrot) is the source of this 1581-nucleotide messenger RNA. Its product is annotated as 26S proteasome non-ATPase regulatory subunit 1-like. The transcript is spliced from 12 exons. Gene Ontology annotation, cellular component: proteasome regulatory particle, base subcomplex; nucleus; proteasome storage granule. NCBI's taxonomy places the organism in Eukaryota, Metazoa, Chordata, Aves, Psittaciformes, Psittacidae. Gene Ontology annotation, biological process: proteasome-mediated ubiquitin-dependent protein catabolic process. The record is from RefSeq and is a predicted model, not a curated record.
AUGGCACUUACUAAACGCUACCCACGUUUGCCUCAGCUGCAGGUACACUCGGAAGUCUCUCUGGAAUCCAGGAUCACAAAGAAACCGAGCACCGGGCGCUGUGAAGCUUCCCUCGCCGGGCGCCCAGAGGGCAGGAGACCCCGCUCUGCGCCCGCCCAAGGCCUCCCCCGCUCGUCCCGGACCCCCGCUGGCUCAGAUCUCACCUGCUGCCGCCGCUGGCGGGACCCGGACCAGGACCCUGCCCGCCGCCACGCUGCUCCCGGGCGCUGCGCGUGCGCCACCGAAACGGCGCCGGAGGGACCGGAGCCGCCGCGCGAGCACCGGACUGCGGCCACGAGCAGCGCGCGGGCCCGCCCGCACCCCAACGAGCAGCGCGCCGGCCAUUGCUCACCGGAAGCCAGCAGCCACCAUGUGACACCAGCCACUUCCGGGGCUCAUGCGGGGAGCCCGGGCUGCAGUACCGAACUGUGGACACAGGAUGGCAGCAGCGAGAGCGCCGGGCGCCGCACCGCCCCCCCCCCGCAGCCCAUCACAAACCCAGAGCUAAAGGACCAGAUCUCAAAAAUGAUAAAAAUUUUAAGUGGGGAAAUGGCCAUUGAGUUCCUUCUUUUGUUUUUAAUACGCAACAACAAUACAGGCCUUGUGAUUCUCAAAAACACUAAGAUAAGAGCUUUUUUGGGUAUAGAUGCAGUUCAGAAUUCUGUGUUUCAUACAGCAACAGUUAUAGCAAACUCCUUUAUGCAUUGUGGUACAACCAGGGACCGGCUCCCUAGAGAUGAUUUGGAGCGGCUGGCCAGGGCCACUAACUGGGCUAAGUUUACUGCUAUUGCCAGCUUGGGUGUUAUACACAGGGGUCAUGCGGAAGAAGCAUCGCAGCUAAUGGCAACUUACCUGCCCAAGGACACCUCGCCAGGGUCAGCAUACCAGGAAGGUGGGGGCCUGUAUGCCUUGGGUCUCAUUCAUGAUAGCCAUGGUGGGGACAUUAUUUGUUACUUGCUGAACCAGCUGAAGAAAGCCAGUAAUUAUAUUGUCUGACAUGGUGGCAGCCUGGGUUUUGGUCUGGCUGCCAUGGGGACAGCAGGUCCAGAUGUGUACGAUUUGCUGAAAACAAAUCAAUACCAUGAUGAUGCAGUGACAGUUGAGACAGCUGGCUUUGCACUGGAACUGGAUAUGUUGUGAUCUAAAAAUGCUCAAGCUAUUGAGGACAUGGUUGGCUAUGCACAGGAAACCCAGCAUGAGAAGAUUUUGCGAGGCCUUGCAGUUGGAAUUGCUCUGGUCACGUAUGGGAGAAUGGAGGAGGCAGAUGCUCUCAUUGAGAGUCUGUGCAGAGAUAAGGAUCCAGUUCUCUCUCUUUCUGGCGUGUACACUGUUGUGGUGGCAUGCUGUGGCUCAGGGAACAACAAGGCUAUCAGGGGCUUAAUGCAUGUGGCUCUGAGUGAUGUGAAUGAUCAUGUGAGGUGGGCAGCUGCUGAGUUGCUUGGUUUCGUUCUGUUCAGCAGGUGGCUCUUAAGAGCUUCAGCUCUGUUGCAUUUUUUCUUGCUGCAUAGCAAUAGUCUCCUGAAUUUAAAAAGAGUGGUUUAA